AUGGAUAUUCGACGGAAAAAGAAACUGACUUUCCUCACCAUAGGACUAAUUUUUCUUUUUAGCGGUGUAGAAUAUGCUGUCAUAUUACCCACAAUAUGGAGGUAUUUGCAGACUUUAGAAGCGGCACCUUAUUUCUUGGGUUUAGCCCUGUCAGCGUUCAGUCUGAGUGGUCUUUUGGCAGGACCACUGUUUGGCCUCUUGUCAGACAGAACUCAAACAACAAAGAAAAUCAUUUUAGUUUCCAAUCUUUUUGAGAUUGUUGGUAACUUCAUGUACUUCAUUGGCUACUCCAAGUGGCUCUUACUGUCAAGUAGAUUAGUAGCAGGCAUUGGUACAGGUGCUGGCUCAUCCAUUUUUGGCUUCCUGACCCGUAGCACGGCUCCAGAGGACCGGGCCACUGUUUUUGCUGCUGUCAUGGCGUGCCGACAAGCUGGUCUUCUGAUUGGUCCAGCAUUUAACAUUUUUCUAAGGCUGUGUAAUUUUCAUCUUGGUCCUUUUUUUGUCAAUAAAUUUACUGCACCUGGGUUGUUUAUGUUUGUGCUGUGGAUUCUUCUUCAAGUGGCGGUUGUUUUUAUGUACUGGGACUUACCACCUCUAGAAAAGAAGAGAGCCAGUGAUGGACCAAAACUCAAUAGAGAAGAGAAUACACAGGGACCUUUAGAUGACGAGGAUGAAGGUGAGGAGGAGGUGAAACCGCUAAUGUUGUCCCAUGAGCUGGUGGGGUCUUACGGCUCCGUGGUGACGUCUCAUCAAUGCAAGAACCACACCACUUCUUUCUCUGGCGCCUCGCUCAAUCGUAUUCCUUCCCCUCCUGCCUCUCCUGAGCAUUCACACUCCCAGAAGGCCCUUCCACCCUUCAAGAACACAGGCAUAUUCAGAGACUUCCUGAAAGAAGAGGUGGUCGUUCUGCUAUCUGCUCAAUUCAUCACCCUUUUUAAUCAGACCGCUCUUGAGACUAUGGUGACACCCUUAACUCAAAAAUAUUUUAACUUCGGAGAGCUGGAGAACAGCGUGAUGUACUGCUUAUGUGGUGUGGUGGUGAUCGCUGGGUUCCUGUUUGUCCGCUGGCUGAGCCGCCAUGUUGCAGACCGGGUGGUCCUUGCUAUUGGUCUGAUCAUCUGCAACAUCUCCUGUAUUUGGUGCCUCAUAUUCCUGGCUAACCCUUCAGGUGGGUUUUCAUGGCAACUGACAGAGUUCAUCAUCGGGGUGUUUCUACAGGUUUUGGGUUUACCUUUCGUAGCCGUGGCUCAGGUUUCCCUCUUCUCCAAAGUUACUGCUGAGAAAACACAAGGCUUCAGUCAGGGUAUACGCCGCUCGGUGGGGGGUCUGGCUACCAUCCUGGGCCCUCUGUGGGCCGGUGGGCUCACUGACAACAUGUAUAUAAUGAUGGGAGCAAUGGUGGCACUACUGGUACUGCUGACGGUGAUGUUGGCUUUUUCCUAUAACCGGCUGCUGGAACCUUCAGCAGAGCCAAUGGACGCCUCGGACAGCUGCGUUAAGAGCUGCAGGUGUUUGAUGCAGGAAAAACUCUAAGGAAAGAACCCGGGGGCAGACCCAGAACUCACUGAAGAAGUUCUAUAUUCUCUCUGGCCUGGGAGCACCUUGGGUGGUGCUGGAGGAGCUGGAUGUGUCACCAGGGAGAGGGAUGUCUGAGCUUCUCUCCUGGACCUGAUGCCUCUGCGACCCCACCACAGAUAACUGGUAGAAGAUGGAUGGACUUUAAAGAACAGGCUUUCCACCUUAAGCCUAAGGCUUUAAUGCAGGCGCUCUGAACGUUUAAGAUUGAGAAAAUUGGAAGGUUUUUCUUAAAUUUUAAAAUUCACCAAAAAAAAAAAAAAAAAUCUGUAUUUUUUUUUAACC
Molecule: messenger RNA, 1860 nt
Organism: Nematolebias whitei (Rio pearlfish)
Lineage: Eukaryota; Metazoa; Chordata; Actinopteri; Cyprinodontiformes; Rivulidae
Gene: mfsd8l1
Product: major facilitator superfamily domain containing 8-like 1
Exons: 12
Coding region: 1-1533 (510 amino acids)
Biological process (GO): transmembrane transport
Molecular function (GO): transmembrane transporter activity
Source: RefSeq, a predicted model, not a curated record